Dendronephthya gigantea is the source of this 1380-nucleotide messenger RNA. RefSeq names its product exosome complex component RRP4-like. Gene Ontology annotation, biological process: nuclear polyadenylation-dependent rRNA catabolic process; U4 snRNA 3'-end processing; poly(A)-dependent snoRNA 3'-end processing. The transcript has 9 exons. Gene Ontology annotation, cellular component: nuclear exosome (RNase complex); cytoplasmic exosome (RNase complex). Gene Ontology annotation, molecular function: RNA binding. Lineage: Eukaryota; Metazoa; Cnidaria; Anthozoa; Malacalcyonacea; Nephtheidae. Bases 60 to 944 code for a protein of 294 amino acids. The record is from RefSeq and is a predicted model, not a curated record.
UGAAAAUGGCGGUCAACUAAGGAGUGAAAUGCGCAAAACGUUUGCUUAAAAAGUGAAUUAUGUCGUCCAUUGAAGUACGGAUACCUAGGAAACAGAGAAAACGGCCUGUGUCGUUCGCUGCUCAAGAUAUUAUAAGCAAGAAAGUUAUUUACUCGCCUGGAGAUAUAAUUACUGAGUCUUCAGACUAUAUGAGAGGCCAUGGAACAUUUGCAGAUGAAAAUAAUAAAGUUGUAGCAUCUGUAACAGGCACUUUGGAAAUUGUAAAUAAACUGAUCUCUGUAAAGCCAUUAAAAACAAGAUAUAAUGGUGAGGUUGGUGAUGUUGUUGUUGGAAGAAUAAAAGAGGUUGGUCAGAAACGUUGGAAAGUGGAUACCUUUGCCAAACUAGAUUCUGUGUUGAUGUUGUCCUCUGUGAAUUUACCUGGAGGGGAGCUGAGACGAAGAUCAGUCCAAGAUGAGCUAAUGAUGAGAGACGUCCUUUCUGAAGGAGAUCUGAUAAGCGCUGAAGUGCAAUCAAUAUUUCAGGAUGGUUCUCUUUCCUUACACACACGAAGUCAAAAAUAUGGCAAGCUGGAAGAAGGAUUGUUGGUUCAAGUUUCUCCUUCAUUAAUAAAGAGAUGCAAAACUCAUUUCCAUGACUUGUCGUGUGGAGUGAGUGUUAUCAUAGGAAAUAAUGGAUAUAUCUGGUUAAAACCUCUUGAAGACAACAAGGGAGAAGGAGUGACAAGAGAAGAUCGGGAAACAAUUGCUCGACUAAGAAAUUGCAUAUUGGCCCUGGCGGAGCAUAGAAUGCUGAUCUAUAAUUCUAGCAUUUCCUAUGCUUUUGAAGCCUCUAAACAACACAACAUUAAAGAUCUGUUGAAGCCUGAGGUGAAGGAUGAACUUGUGCAAAUCACCAAGCAGACACUGGAGGAACUGAUCAAAUCUGGUUCUGAGGAUCUUUAAGGAUGUGGGAUGUGAUUUAUAGAAUGACAUUGAAACGCCUACAGAAUAAAAUAAAUCCACCUCUCGUAGCGGAAGAGAGGAAAGGCGCGGGGUUACAAUGACUAAGUGAAUACUAAAAACUACCGAACCUUAAAAAAACUAACUGUAUACUAAAUUUUUGUCAAACAUUUAAUGUACGAUAAUAUUAGGUAAAGUUAAAUGUAGUUAAAUCAAUAAUAAUUAAAACUGAGCUUGUCUGUUGAAUUAAUAAUGUCGUUUACAUGUAUAGGGCAGGAGACGUCAAUGCAAAUUUGAGCACAUACAGGUCUGUGGAUGUUCAUGUAUUUAAUCCGAUAGAAGCAAGGACAUGUCAGCGAAAUAUCAUUAUCAAACCCACGUGUAACCUGCAAUGAUUAUAAUCAAUACUAUCGAUAAGUAUUUUGAUUAUAUAUUCAUA